UUUGUUCUGUAGGUAAAACAGUUUUAAAACCUAGAAAAUAUUAUUUUUCUAAUUUAUAUAAAAUAUUGACUAGUUAAAUUGAUUGAAAUCGUUUGUUGUGAAUUUUCAGCAUUUAUUGUAAAUUUAUUUGGAAGUGUAUAAGAUAUUUUAAUGUGAUUUUGUGCAAAACAAAUAAUUUGACCAACUUGCUGUUGUGGAAGUUAUACAUCAAAAAAUUAUCUGUCUUCCAGCGGUUCACUGAAUAUAAAAUGGCUAAAAAUAUAAUUACAAAAAUUGCAGUUUUAAAAAGUAUUUAAAAUCUUGUUUAAAUAUAUAAAAACCCAUAGUUCUAAUUUUCUGCUGAUUUGUAUACAAAUCGCAAUGUCACGGUUAGCAGAUUAUUUUGUAAUUGUUGGUUACGAUCACGAAAAAGAAAGAAGCGGAGCUAGUAAUGGAAAAAUAUUGCAAAGAUUUCCAAAAAAAGAUUGGUCAGAUACACCAUUUAUUCAGGGCAUCGAAUGGUUUUGCCAACCGUUAGGAUGGAGUUUAUCAACAGAACGACAGGAACCCAGAUUUUUUGUUUCGGUUUUAACUGAUAUUGAUGCUAAUCGGCAUUAUUGUGCUUGCUUAUGUUUUAAUGAAACUGUCGCUAUAAAGCCUAACAAACCAGUUGAUGAAGAAGAAGAAAGUAUUUCAUCGGCGCACUUGCUUGUGUUGGGAGCAACAGCUACAAUUAGCCAUCAUAGUGUUAUGUAUGCCCCAAAAUGUUUGGUUUUGGUAUCGAGACUUGAUUAUACAGAAACAUUUCGGAAUUGUCUUGGCACUAUUUAUACUGUUUAUAUAGAAAACUUGCCAUUUUCUUUAGAAACACUUAUCGGCAAUAUCCUUGGAUGUAUAAAAGUUCCAUCGCCAGGAGGACCGCAAGUACGUUUUUCAAUAGGUGCAGGAGAUAAACAGGCUUUGCAGCCACCGCUGUCAAAUACUUUACCUGUAACAGGAACAUGUGUUAGCUUUUUGUUCAAGCAACUUGGAAUUACAAAUGUUCUAGUAUUAUUUUGGGCUGUUAUGACAGAACAUAAAAUUUUAUUUCACUCCAAAAGUUUUUCACGACUAACAGAGAGCUGCAGAGGAUUAUCCGCUCUAAUAUAUCCGUUUCGAUACAGUCACGUGUAUAUUCCAAUUUUGCCAGCAUCUUUAAUAGAGGUUUUAUCAACUCCAACUCCAUUUAUAAUGGGUGUUCACAGCUCUCUCCAAAACGAAAUUGAAGAUUUAUUGGAUAUUAUUGUGGCUGACUUAGACGGAGGCUCCAUUUUUGUACCGGAAUCUUUGGCCCCACCUAGUUCUACAUUUUCAUCGUUAUUAUGGGAAACAACACAACAAGCAUUAACAUUUGUAUUGCAGCCAGAGCUUGCUCAAGCAGAUUUGGCAUUCAACUCGUCUUUUGUAAAUUUAAAUAAAGAUGUACCAAAUCAUAUCAUGUUAGAUAAAAAAAUUAGAGCGGUCUUCAUGAGAUUUUUCGCUCAACUUCUGCAAGGAUACCGAUCAUGCUUAACUAUUAUCCGAAUUCAUCCAAAACCUGUAAUUACUUUUCACAAAGCAGGAUUUUUAGCUGGGCGAAAUUUUACAGAAUGCGAUUUUUUAUCGAAAGUUUUAGAUAGUAUGUUUUUUACUGGUUUUGUAAAUGAAAGGGGACCACCGUGGAGAACAUGUGAUGCAUGGGACGAACUUUACAGUUCAAUGAGCGAUUUGAUAAAAUCUGAAGCGAAUGAUCAUGACUUGAUAUUUAGCCAUGUACAAGAGUUAGCACAAAUAUUAUACACAAACGAAAAUCCAAAUUCACAAAUAUAUCCGCAGAAAGUAUUAAAACCUCCAGAAGGUGCAUUCGCACGAAUUCAUCAGCCUCCCAUGCCAAACAUUGCGUCAGAACAAGUUGAGUCUAUCAUAUCAGAGGGAAUGGCAAAAAAUAAUCUUCAGUCAAGAUUACAAACUUUACGAAAUCCUCCUCGAAUAGUACCUAUAGGACCAAAUUUACAAAGCAUUUCAGAUGCACAUUCCGUUGUUUUAAAUACUACUAGACGUCUCGAAGUAUUACGUACAUGUAUUAACUAUAUUUUUGAAAAUAAAAUUUCAGAUGCAAGAAAAAUUUUCCCGGCUGUUAUGAGAACGCUAAAACAGAGAGAUGCUAGAUUAACAUUAUGUCGGGAGUUAAGCAGAACUAUUCAUGGAAAUAAAGCAGUUUUGGAUAGUCAGCAAUUUGAUUUAAUUGUUAAGUUAAUGAAUAAAGCACUUUCUGAAGAAACGAAUUUAGACGAACACGGUGUUGCUGCUCAACUUUUACCUCUUUCAAAUAUAUUUUGUCGAAAAUUAUGUACGGGAGUUAUGCAGUUUGCUUACACUUGCAUUCAAGAUCAUCCAGUAUGGAAAAAUUUACAAUUUUGGGAGGCAGCAUUUUACCAGGAUGUUCAAACGCAAAUUAAGGCUUUAUAUUUACCAAAAAUACAAUUUGAACAUAAUUCAAGUUCUAGAUAUAAAGAUUCACGCAGUCCAACAUCAAGUCUUGAUUUAAGUAAUUAUACUUCUUUUGUUAUAUCCAAAGUUCAAGAACCUUCUGCAUUAGAAAUUGCUGCUGAGCAGACUAGACUAAGUAGUAAUAUGGAACCAUUGAAACAGAAGGAACUGAUACAGUGUGAGGAAUCAACAUUAUAUAGUCAAGCAAUACAUUACGCAAAUCGUAUGGUGGCUUUACUAAUUCCAUUAGAAGUAAAUGUUCGUAAUAAACCUCAAAAGCUUGAUCAUCAUCACGAAGAUGAUACCAGCGUUUCCAAUAGUGUUAUCGAGUCUAGAAGUCGAAGCGAACAUUCAGACGAAGGUUUCGACGAAGCUGAUCCAUGUGACGUUGAAAAUUCUGUAACCAAGAUAGUAUCCCGUUUUAUUGAUAGAGUUUGUACUGAGGGGGGUGUCACGCCGGAACAUGUACGCAAUUUACAUGCCAUGGUGCCAGGUGUAGUUCAUAUGCAUAUCGAAACGCUGGAAGCUGUUUAUAGAGAAUCAAAACGCCAUGCACCUAUUCAAAAACAAAAGAUACAAAUUCCUUCAUUGUUAACGGGGGAAAAAAUUUUAACUGAGCCCUUACGAGCAUAUUUAGUGCCCGAUGGCCGUGAUUGUGAAGUUUCCACAUUUUUACCAGCUGAAGGGGCGUUAUUUUUGACUAAUUACCGUGUAAUAUUUCGUGGUUCUCCAUGUGAUCAAUUGGCAUGUGAACAAAGCAUUGUUCGUGCUUUUCCUAUUGCAUCCAUGACCAAAGAAAAGCGGGUUUCUGUAAUUGAUUUAUCGCCUCUUGAUCAAGUUUUGCCGGAGGGUUUGCAGAUGAGAUCUUGCACUUUUCAGUUACUUAAAAUAGCUUUCGAGACUGAAAUAACACCGGAAACAAUAGAUUGUUUUCGAAAACUUUUAAACAAAACUAGAAACCCACCAAAUGAAUUCGGUCAUUUUGCUUUUUCAUCUUGUAAAAUAAUAUCUCAUACACCUCAUCACAAAGUUAAAGAAAAAAAUGCUACUUUAAAAGGAUUUGCUAAAAGAACUUUGUUAAGAACUGCUAAAAAAGCAGGAUUCAAGCAAAAAUCAAAUACUAAAAGGAAAUAUGUUUUACCAGAACUUGAGUUUGAUGAAUUCAAUGACGUAGACGAAGAUGAUGAUGGAUCUGAUGACAAUAAUGAAAUAAUACCUCGUGUAACAAUGAAAGAUGUAGAAAAACUGAAACAACGUAGCUAUGUGAAAGACUGGGAAAGAUUAGGAUUUGCAGAGCCACAAUCAGGUUAUAGAAUAUCGGCGAUCAAUUGUAAUUAUAGUUUAUGUCGAAGUUAUCCAGCAAUAAUUAUUUCACCUAAUUCAAUUUCUGAUGAACAAUUAAGAAAUUUAGCACGUUGUUAUAAAAAUCAAAGGAUUCCAUUAGCCAGCUGGAGACAUAGAAAUGGGGCUGUAUUAUUUCGCGGAGCUAUACCUCACAGUAAAUCAGUUAUUGGAAUGCUUAAAAGCCAUCCUCACCCUGCCAACCCUUCAAAUGAUACAACAGGAUAUCAUGAACAGGAUCGGUAUUUUAAAGCUGUGAUCGACAAUAUGCCAAAUACAAUGACAUUAAGACACCCUUUUGGGUUAUCCGAUUCGAAUAUAUCACUUAAUUCUUUACUUUUGGCUGCUGACGAUAGGCAUAUAAAUUCAACGGGGAAUAGAUCCGAAAUAACAACGAUUUUGACCCCUGAUGUGAUUCGAAAAAUGAAUACGAACCGGAAUACAUUUCAAACUGUUCGUUCUUUUUCAAACCUUGGUUUAGAAAGCGGAAAUCGUGCCGUUGUGACGAGUAAUAAUAAAAGAGAUUCAUUAAAACCAACAAGCUAUAUUAAGAAUGACGAUUCACUAUAUCAGCAGAAGCAUUUAGUAUUUUGUCGUGUUCCUUUAUAUGUAAUAGGUGAAAAAAGCCAAUCAAAAUCUGCACGCCUGUCAGAAAUGUGCGCAGAUUUUGUUCCAGUGGAUUAUACUGAUAUAAGACAUUCAAGAAUCGCUUUUAAAAAAUUGAUGAGAGCAUGCUUACCAUCCUCCGCAUCGAAUGAACCGGAUCAAAGUUUUGCCAAAUUGCUAGAACAAUCGGAGUGGUUACAACAAAUAAGAGGACUAUUACAACUAUCUGGAGCUAUGGUCGAUUUGAUUGAUAUACAAGGUUCCAGCGUAACUUUAGGUCUUGAAGAUGGUUGGGACGUGACUGCUCAAAUAUCAUCUUUAGCACAAUUGUGCUUAGAUCCAUUUUACAGAACUAUAGAAGGUUUUCGCAUAUUAGUAGAAAAAGAAUGGUUAGCAUUUGGACACCGUUUUGCGAAUCGUAGUAAUUUGAAAUCAAACUCCAGUUCUAGUUCUCCUUUCGCUCCAACAUUUCUACAGUUUUUGGAUUGCGUGUUUCAAAUCCAAAAUCAAUUUCCAUUAGAAUUUGAAUUCAAUGGUUUUUAUUUAAAAUUUCUUGCAUAUCAUUCAGUAUCCUGCCGCUUUAGAACGUUUUUAUUUGAUUGUGAAAUGGAAAGAUUUGAUUUGGGAAUAGCUUCUAUUGAAGAUAAAAAAGGUUUACUAAUGUCCAAGCAUGUUAUUGAAACCGGGACAGGUUCUGAUGACGAUAGUAUUUAUUCUGGAAGUCUAAAAACCUCCACUUUGAAUUCUCAUAAAAUUGGUCACUCGGUUUUUGAAUACAUUGAGAAAUAUAAUGCAAAAAAUCCAAUUUUUUUCAAUUUUAUGUAUACUCCUGAUCCAGACAAAACAGUUUUGAGGCCGCUGAGUUCCGUAGCGGUCCUGGAUUUAUGGAGUUAUUAUAUUGAAGAAGAGCUUGGCCAAGGUCCCCCAUAUGAUCCUGAACUGUUAUUAUCAGAUUUGGAUGAUGGAAAUGAUUCUUCUGAGAAGCCGUCUAAAAGGAAAAUAAUAACUGGAGGCUAUGAUAGUAUAGAAAAAUAUGAUACAAAUUCUUUUUCGAGAUUAUUAGACGAGUUAAAACAAGCAGAAGCUGAGAGAGGUUUACUUCCACAAAAAUGGCGCCAAGUUUGGGAUAAACUUGAACCACCACAUUCAAAUUAUUUGGUUCGCAAAAGUUCAUUUACCAGUGCUUUAGUUCGUUCACAUAGUCGAUUUUUACAUAAAAAAACAACUUUGGAAAUUUUGAUGCUAGGUAAGCUGUCUGGAAAUCAUCAGGAAACGUUUUCACAUCCUCAUCGUUUUGAAAAACACCCGUUUACAACACCAACUAACUGCAAUCACUGCGACAAAUUGCUUUGGGGACCAAUAGGAAUACGUUGUAUGGACUGUGGAAAUUCUUAUCACGAGAAAUGCGCAGAUUCCGUUCCCAAAAAUUGUACAAAGUAUAAAGCUGUUGAAAGAGUUACACCAUCUCUCUCUAGAUCACAAGGAGAUAACGGCAGUAUUGCUUCUAGUGCAACUACGGGGCAACAUUCUAGUCAACAAUUUUAUGAUCAGUUUUGUAGUAACGUAACUGAAAACAGAACGCACGAAGGGCAUUUGUACAAAAGAGGUGCAUUACUAAAAGGGUGGAAACAGCGUUGGUUUGUUUUGGACUGCAUGAAACACCAACUAAGAUAUUACGACGCCGUAGAAGACUCUAAUUGUAAAGGAUUUAUCGAUCUUGCGGAGGUACAGUUUGUUGGUCCUGCACUUCCCUCUGCAAUUGGCACGAAAAAAGUGGAUGAAAAGGCAUUUUUCGAUUUAAAAACAAAUCGUCGGACAUACAAUUUUUAUGCAUCGAGUGCACUAAUGGCUCAAGAGUGGAUCGAAAAAAUUCAAGGAGCUCUUCAAUAGGUUUUCAUCUUUUGAAAGUUGACGAUAUAAAUACUAUAGAUUUUAAGUUUUCUUUACAAUAUGUAUAAAUUUUUCUAUUACCAUACCUAGAGUAAAAUAUAAAUUAGUAAAUUUAUAAAAUGCAUAUUAUAUACACGCAUAUAUAUAUCAAUGUGAAUCACAUAAUGUAUUUUUGUACAUAACAUCUUUAUACUUAUAUUCAAUUUCUAUUACUUACUGUACAUAUUUUUCAUUUCUUAAGA
Messenger RNA from Condylostylus longicornis, 6566 nucleotides. It is a transcript of the gene Sbf, whose product is annotated as myotubularin-related protein 13. The transcript is spliced from 14 exons. The coding region runs from base 361 to 6324 and encodes 1987 amino acids. NCBI's taxonomy places the organism in Eukaryota, Metazoa, Arthropoda, Insecta, Diptera, Dolichopodidae. The record is from RefSeq and is a predicted model, not a curated record.